Messenger RNA from Eptesicus fuscus (big brown bat), 466 nucleotides. It is a transcript of the gene S100A12, whose product is annotated as S100 calcium binding protein A12. The record is from RefSeq and is a predicted model, not a curated record. Gene Ontology annotation, molecular function: RAGE receptor binding; calcium ion binding. NCBI's taxonomy places the organism in Eukaryota, Metazoa, Chordata, Mammalia, Chiroptera, Vespertilionidae. The transcript is spliced from 3 exons. Gene Ontology annotation, biological process: endothelial cell migration; positive regulation of canonical NF-kappaB signal transduction; antimicrobial humoral immune response mediated by antimicrobial peptide. Gene Ontology annotation, cellular component: extracellular exosome; cytoplasm. The coding region runs from base 105 to 392 and encodes 95 amino acids.
GAGUGCCUUAUAAAAACCUUCCCGGCUGGGUGUCCCUCACCUGCUGACUUCUUGCCAGAGCUCCACACUCCUGUGCAUUGAGGGUUAACCUGAGGUUUGAGAAGAUGACUAAGCUGGAAGACCACAUGGAGGGAAUCAUCAACGUCUUCCACCAGUACUCAGCUCGGGUGGGAGAUUUUGACACCCUCACCAAGCGUGAGCUGAAGCAGCUGAUCACAAAGGAACUUGUGAACACAAUCAAGAACACCAAAGAUCAAGCCACCAUUGACAAAAUAUUCCAAGAACUGGAUGCUGAUGGAAAUGGACAGGUCACCUUUAAUGAGUUCGUGGUCCUGGUGGCCAGGGUGCUGAUGACUGCCCAUGACAAUAUCCACGAUGAGCACCACCACUGAGUGGCUUUUCCCCAGCAAUGUCUGCAAGAAGAACGGAGGGAAGUGAGAGUUAAUAAAUGUACUCUUGAAAAGUU